GAAUGGAUCAACUGAUGUAAUCCCGUCUUUGCAACCGAAAGUUUCUAUAAGCUUUACCCCCUCUUGUUCUUUCGAGUAACGCAGAUAUUUUUCUUUCCAACCCUUCAUGGACAUGAGGUGGUCAAUGAGUUUCCUUGGAAUCUUGAUGUCAUACUGUUUGCAUGGUAAGAAAUUUUUUGGAUCCAUAAAUAUUUUUAUUGUGUUCCGUACUUUUGUAAACAAAAGCAUUUUUUCUUCAAAGCAAUUAGUUGUAGACCUGUAAGUUUUGCGAAUUUAGUGAGCCGGUGGAAAUUUAAUUAAAACCUUCUUUCCUUAAUCAGCAUCUGUUAUUUAACAAAAUACUUAACAAUCAGGUUGCUCUUUUACGCUUCAACGAUUGUUAUUUAGAAAACUUGUUGUCAAUUACGGGUGGGUUAUGUUCUGCUUCAUAGGUGGUAGGUCGUGCAAUGAAACAAGUUGCCUUAUUUGUUAUUAAGUCUAUACUUUAGGAGAUAAGAUCAUUGGGAAUCUACGAUAUAGAUUUGGAAACGCUUGAAUCCUCCAAUCUUUAAGGUCGUAUUUAUCUGGCCAAGAGGAGAGUUUACGCGUCAUUUCGGUAACAGCGUAAUUUCUAUGCGAAGCAUGAAACUUCAUCGUACUAAAGCUAUCAGUGUGCGUUUGAGAAUCUCGUUUUUAAAUUUGAAUCUCGAAAUCUCGCUGCAUUCUUCUAUAGCUAAUUGACGGUGCACUGAGUCAGAGACGCAUUCCUUUUGUGGAAAGGUGUCUGAAUCGAGCAAGACAUAGUAUUACUUAAUCGCUCCAUGUAAGGGAAUCAAAGACAAUACGUCUUGGAUUCUGGUUUCCAAGCCGUAGAUUCCGGAUUCCAGCGACUGGAUUUUACCCUUUGUUAGUGGAACUUGGAUUCUCGAUUGCAAACGUUAGUGAGAUUCCGGAUUUCUUAAGCUGAAUUCCGGGAUUCAAAGAUCAGGAUUCCGGAUUCGGAUUCCGAUGCCGAAUCUGGGCAUUGUCAAUUAAAUGAGUUUUCUUCGUCUUGGCCUCUAAUUUUUUGGAGUUUCAACUUUAAUUCUUAUUACUUCACCACUAUGGCUUCUUUCACAAGAGUGCCUGUAAGGAAUCUCUGUAAUUCAAAGAUUUCACAUCAUUUUCCAGGGAUCCAUGGAGCUCCGAGCCUAGGGUCAUUCGAAAGUGCUGAGCCUCCAAGUGCCUUAAAAGUGGUAAGGACAGUAUCACAAGGGAUCCAUUGUCAUUCAUUAAAGAGGCCAACAGUCUGUGCUGUAGUCAUUACUUAGUACCUUUACCCUUGCAUAAAAUGCUCCUCUGGAGUUAUUAAACUUAUACUACUACAUGAGAAUUUCUGCAAUUUGAUUGGCUUAGAGCAGUGGUAUUUCAGCUUAAUUUGAAAUACCUACAUGUGAAAAUUACAAACCUUUGGCGGGUCGUAGUAUAAACAAAUAAUAGCAUGAUUUGUAUGUGAUAUUUGGCAUAAAUACCACUUCACUACAAAUCAUGCUAUUACCUAUACAAAUUUCAUCAGGGAGCACUAGCCAUAAUAUUAUUUUUGGAGGUUUUUGCAGGAAUAGCAUUAACGCUUAAAAAGUCGGCGUAACUUUUUCAAUAUUCAAUCCAUGUUUAUCCUUGCCACCCAUAGCAAAAGACCAAAGGAAAAAGUUUCAAUAUCUAAAUAUAGUCUAGAAUAACAAAACUGUACCAUCAGUUUUGAGAUGCAAUUAAUGAGAGGCCGCGUAUUAGCUUUUUAAAAUGAUAAUAGCAUAUGGUGUGGCUUAGCUCCUUCGAUGCCUUAUUACCUGCAUAGAGGGAGGGUGAAAUAGCUUACCAGGAAGUGCUGCCCUAAGAUAGUCAAAUUUCUUAUUUAUUUUUUUCAAAAAGCAAUGGACCUUUUGUAUGCUAUACAGUGUUUUUCCUCUUACAUUUCCUGGUUUGGCCAGGCACAUUGUGGCUAGCGGAAAUGAAGGCCGCAUAUUAAAAAAUUGACCUGUUUUGUACCGUGGGGAACUGGGUAUAAGACAGAACAUUGGUUCUCACAACAAGACCCAUAUACUACGAAAGCACACACGGAGAUGUGCAAAUUCACAAAGUUUGGUGUCUGUCGAGGUACGACUAUUCGAACCCACCAAAAUUUGAUAAAGACAAGUGUCUGGAGAUCCAUAUAUUCAACUAUUUGAAUGGUCGUAUCUCGACUAAAUUUUACUUGACAAAAGUCCCAAACUAUUUUUAAACUAUUUUUAAAUUGUUGACAUAUAAAAUACUAAAACAAUUAUCUUCGCCUGGUCGGUUCAAAACAGUUAACAAUUAUUGGACAAGGUCGAGCAAGUUCAAUAAUUGUUUAUCCGUUGGUCACUGAGUUUGUUUUUUAACGAAUAUCUUCGGCAAGCGGAAAGCGCGCUGCUUUAUAGGAGUAAUGACAGAGAUCAAAUAAUUUCCUUCUGAUUUCAAUAACUUGUUCUUUCGACUUAAUACAGUUAACCGUUCCAUAACAAAAUGUAUCCGUCAAUUAAGUUUACAGUCUUCUUACAAUCUUUAUCAAAUCACUAUUCCGAGAGCUUGGAUGCACGAGAAAGGGUGGUGUGAUUUUGCCGCGCUCUCCUGGUUGAAGUAAGUAGGUUCGCUAAAGCACCCUUCCUUUAUGUAAACGGGCCCUUGGGCUAUAUGGAGUUAAAGUACGGCUUAAACUCCUAGGAAUCUAUUAACCAAUUGUUUACUUUUAUCUUUUGCCCUUAGCAUAGCAAUAUAGUUUGUGAAGGACAGAAAGCUUACAUAAAAUGCGAAAGCAUUUUCGACCAAAUCGAAAUAAUGGGAACGAUGUAUGGUCGUAAAGAUAAAUCAACCUGCGUCCACCCGAGCAUUCCUUCGGAAAAACAAUGUCAGGAACAGGAAACCCAAGUUAUUGCUCAUGUGAGAGGCCUGUGUGAUGGGGAACGCAAAUGUGAGGUGGCUGCAAACAACCAGUUCUUAGCGAAGGCUGGAACCACCAUUUGCCCUGAAGUGUACAAGUAUCUGGACAUAAAAUACAAGUAAGGUUAUAACUGACCACUUUGUCUCUUUUUACCCUGGCCCCAGUUGUUUAAAAGGUGGAUAGCGCUAUUCACAGGAUAAAUCACUACUCAGUGGAUAACACACUUGGUUUCCCUAUCUCUUUAUUCACUGCACUGGAUAGGGAUUUAUCCAGUGGAUAGCGCUCUCUAUCUUUUUGACAACUGGGGCCAGGGCCUAGUGGAUCAAUUGAGGUUUCUGUGUGACUGACCACCUACCCAUCCCCUAACGUCUACAUUGACACUUACUUCUCACUUAGGGCAAAAUUGUGACUUAAGGGAGGGAUAGGUGGUCCGUUGUAGCAAAGACAUUUUCUAGUCGCCUGGCACUUCAUUUUAUCGCCGGUUUCAAGUUAAUUUCUAUCCUAUUCCCAUACGCAGGAUUUCUUUGCUGGCGUCAAAAUGUGGGAAGUAUUAAACUGACUUAAUUAAGAAUUAUACAAAUUUUACAGGUGCGUGCCUCGAACUUCCUAUUCGAACGUAGACGGUGGUUCGGAAAAUGGCCAAACAGUGAGUGAAGUCAUCACCACAAACGGGGCGGGUCUGUCUUCCUCAUCAGUCACAUCAUCCACCUCAACCUCUACCUACUCUUCGGUCCCUGAAAUCACAGUACAAGAGCACGUUAGCACCGAGCCAGUCACUACUGCUACAUCACAAGGAUCUGUUACACCAAUUGAUACCCAUAAGGACGUCACAGAGGAAUUCACUCAAUCUGAAGGUACCUCUGACGUCAUAUCAGAGACGUUUCCAAGCAACGCAGGGACUUCUUCACCGGAGGAGGUUAACGAGACGUAUAAAAAGUCAGAAACACCCCCAAGACCGGACGAAGUCGACGAUGGAUUGGAAGAAGGAGAAGAAGAGAAAAGCGGCUCAGGGGAACUAGACGGAUUUGAUGAAGAGCCUGAUGAUGCUUUGUACAGAAGAUGA
This is a messenger RNA of Porites evermanni, 3977 nucleotides long. Lineage: Eukaryota; Metazoa; Cnidaria; Anthozoa; Scleractinia; Poritidae. The record is from the annotation of a GenBank genome assembly.